Molecule: messenger RNA, 1536 nt
Organism: Penicillium odoratum
Lineage: Eukaryota; Fungi; Ascomycota; Eurotiomycetes; Eurotiales; Aspergillaceae
Product: MFS transporter
Exons: 1
Coding region: 1-1536 (511 amino acids)
Biological process (GO): transmembrane transport
Molecular function (GO): transmembrane transporter activity
Source: RefSeq, a predicted model, not a curated record
AUGGUCACAACCACAGGGAGCAGUUCGAGCCGAGAGACGGUUAUCGGAGUUGCCGAGCAAAAUGAUCGUCAAGAUGAGACUACGGCUCUUCUUGGAUCUCUGUCCAAGCAUGUUAAUUUGCACACCUCGACUACAUAUGGCACAUCACAGUCAGACGGCUAUGUCGCUGCCGAUGAGGAAGACAAGCCUUUACCCAAAACUCAAGUCCUGUUGCUCUGCUAUGCCCGUGCGAUAGAGCCACUGGCGUUUUUCUCAAUCUUCCCAUAUGUUAGCCAGAUGGUUCAAGAUAAUGGCCAUGUCUCGGACUCGGAUAUCGGUUUCUACUCUGGGCUCAUCGAGUCACUAUUUUCUCUAACGCAAGCGAUUGUCAUGAUUUUCUGGGGUCGACUAGCCGAUCGCAUUGGACGCAAGCCUGUGCUCGUUUUCUCUUUACUCGGUGUCACUGUGGCAACUGGUCUUUUUGGACUGGCACAAUCUAUUCCGCAGAUGAUCAUGUUCAGGUGCAUCGCCGGUGUCUUUGCCGGAACUAUUGUCACCAUUCGGACCAUGAUAGCAGAGCACAGCACACCCAAGACCCAGGCUCGAGCAUUCAGCUGGUUCGCCUUUAGUGGGAAUCUGGGUAUCUUCCUCGGCCCUUUGCUAGGUGGCGCCCUUGCCAACCCUACAGUUCAAUUCCCGGGCAUCUUUGGAGGCAUCCAUUUCUUCGAGAAGUAUCCGUACGUUCUCUCAAGCUGGGUAGUGGCAGCGGUGGGAGCUACCGCUGCCAUAACUAGUGCCCUUUUUGUCGAGGAAACACUGAAGAAGGAUCCGGCUCAUGGCCACGAUGGCGAGGCAGCCUCCGACGCCCCAGCUCAAAGCGGCGAGCUCACAACAUGGGAACUCAUGAAAGCACCAGGUGUAGGCAUGGUCCUCUACAUAUACGGUCAUAUCAUGGUCCUCGCCUACGCUUACACGGCUAUCGUCCCCGUCUUCUGGUUCACUCCCAUUUCCCUCGGCGGAUACGGCUUCACGCCCAUGCAAAUCUCCCUCCUGAUGGGCGUAAACGGUGCCGCUCAGGCUACAUGGCUCCUCCUAGUCUUCCCCCCAUUGCAGAAGAGAAUUGGCUCGAACGGCGUGAUCCGGAUUUGCGCUGCUUUCUAUCCGAUCUUCUUUUUGAGCAUGGCCAUUGGAAAUGUCCUCUUACGGAACGGAAGUGAGGCAGCUGUCAAGGCUUUCUGGGUUUUUACACCUUUGAUGUUAGUUUUGGGAUGCGGAGUCAGUAUGUCCUUCACCGCGAUUCAGCUAGCCAUCAAUGAUGUCGCGCCCUCACCGAGGGUUCUGGGUACGCUGAAUGCUUUGGCAUUGACUGGUGUCAGUGGUCUACGGGCUUUCUGUCCCGCUCUCUUCACUACUCUCUUUGCGUUGGGAGCGAGGACACAACUUGCUGGGGGAUAUGCUAUCUGGAUCUUCCUGGCUCUGUUCUCCUCGGGUUUGUCACUCGGAGCGAAAUUCUUGCCGGAGCCCAAACCAGUCCAUAAGCGCCAAAGUACAGAAUAA